This is a messenger RNA of Letharia columbiana, 894 nucleotides long. RefSeq lists its product as uncharacterized. The coding region runs from base 1 to 894 and encodes 297 amino acids. The record is from RefSeq and is a predicted model, not a curated record. The transcript is spliced from 2 exons. Gene Ontology annotation, molecular function: protein binding. NCBI's taxonomy places the organism in Eukaryota, Fungi, Ascomycota, Lecanoromycetes, Lecanorales, Parmeliaceae.
AUGCCACCACCCGCGCCUCCUCUAAGCCGACAAACCACAAUGUCGGGAGGUGGUAUAGAACCAAGCCACCCAAAACCGAAGGGCCAGAAGAGGAAGACAAUGGCUGCCACAGAUUCCGAGAAUUCGGAACCACGCAAGAAACGCAUCAAGACUGAGACAGCUUCGAUGAUGGAACAGGAGAUGCUUAGACCAACAGGCACAGCAGUGGACUCCAUCUAUGAUGCCAUCGUCACAGUCAAGGUUGGCGGAUUGGCACAGAAAGUCGGGAUACAUCGAGGGCUUUUACGUCGGGCUUCGAGGUUUUUCCGGGAGCAGCUCACCGUCGAUGCGACAAUGGAAGAUGGCGUCUCCGCUCAGGUAGUGUUCCUUCUUGAGGAAGACGUACAUGUCUUUCGGAGAUUCAAGGAUUGGCUUUACUCUGGGAGGAUCAUCUCAGAAGCAGAGACCAACAAAGAUUUGACAUGGUCGGACCUUAUCGCCAUCUACGAGUUCGCCGAGCGAAGAGAGGUCCCACAAUUACAGAACACGUGCGUGGACACCGUGAUCAGAAAGAGAAGAGAGGGCGGGCUCUUCCCUGGUCAGGGAGACGUCAACACGCUUUGGAAAGCAUCUGGCCAAGUAUUCCGGCGCCGAAGACUGCUGUUGGACCAAUUCGCGACUUCUUGCAACUUAAAGAACGCCAUCGCCCACAACGGGGGCUAUCAUCCAAAGUUCCCCCGAGUCGUUGACAGUCUAUACGACAACACCAGAACCGAGGCACGUCAUCCCAAAAACACGAUGAACCAGAAGAAAGCCCCAACGCAAGCUGUUGUAGGGGGCAUAAGACGGCGAGAGUCAUUGACAGUCUAUACGACAACACCAGAACCGAGGCACGUCAUCCCAAAAACACGAUGA